Molecule: messenger RNA, 1920 nt
Organism: Pterocles gutturalis (yellow-throated sandgrouse)
Lineage: Eukaryota; Metazoa; Chordata; Aves; Pterocliformes; Pteroclidae
Gene: ADGRL4
Product: EGF, latrophilin and seven transmembrane domain containing 1
Exons: 13
Coding region: 1-1920 (639 amino acids)
Biological process (GO): cell surface receptor signaling pathway; adenylate cyclase-activating G protein-coupled receptor signaling pathway
Cellular component (GO): membrane
Molecular function (GO): G protein-coupled receptor activity; calcium ion binding
Source: RefSeq, a predicted model, not a curated record
AUGAAACUGCUGCCUUUCCUAGUUCUGAUUUCCAGUCUGCUGGACUAUGGCUGCACUUCUGCAAGCUGCAACAUGACAUGCCACAAAGACGCCAGGUGUGAAGUUCAGGGUGGGACAACAGGCUGCUAUUGCUCCCAAGGAUAUACAGGAAAUGGCAUAACAUUCUGUUACGAUGAUAAUGAAUGUGAAAAUGCUACUCAGCCUUGUGGAGAGCAUGCCAAUUGCACAAACACGGUGGGAAGUUAUUUCUGCAUGUGUGCGCCUGGUUUCAAAUCCAGCAAUGGUCAACAAACUUUUGUACCUAAUGAUGGAACCUCCUGUGUGGAUGUAGAUGAGUGCAGCAAUGAAGGAACUGUUGCCUGUGGAGAUCAUGCAAAAUGUGAAAACGUGGAUGGAGGGUUUAACUGCUCCUGUAAGGAAGGUUAUCAACCAUCCACAGGAAAAUUACAGUUUAAGCCAAAUGAUGGCACUUCCUGCCAAGAAAAUCCAAAGGCCAAGUGUGAGUUAUACAAAGAUUGCGUAACUGAACAUAUUAAUAGAACUUUAGCUGGAAUCAAUAAUUUAAAAACACCCCUGGAGAUGCUGCAAGAAAUUAAUAAGAAUACUUUGGGACCACUUUUACCUGUAGAUGUGAUUUCAUAUGUUGAAGCACUGUCUUAUUCAUCGCUGAAUACCAAGCAUUACUCUGUUUCUGACAAUGAAGCACUUCGUAAUACAACCAUUAACGUUUUCAUUAACACUGUGAACAACUUUUUACAAAAAGACAAAAUUACAGCCUGGGAAGCUCUUCCUGUAGAUAACCAGAGACGGAGUCUGACUAAGCUGAUGCACACUGCAGAACAAGCGACACUUCUCAUGUUGCAGAACUUCAAAAAGACAACACAGCUAGAUGCUAAUGCAAGUGACAUAGCACUCAAGGUUUUUGCUUUUGAUUCACACCACAUGAAACACAUUCACCCUCAUGUAUACACGGGGGGAGACUACAUAAAGAUCUCUCCAAAGAAGAGAGAGGAAUCUCAUCCUAAUGGCACCAUUGCAGUCGUCUUUCUGCGGUAUAGAAAUAUUGGUUCUUUGCUUUCAUCUCCUAAAAACCAUUCCUUAAAAGAUACUUCGGAGCAGAGACAGACAGUAAGCUCAUCAGUUAUAGCUGUUGCAAUUAGCUCAAAUCCACCUACACUCUAUGAGCUCGAGAAAAUAACAUUUACCUUAAAGUAUGCCAAGACUGCGGAUAAAGAUAUUAAAUGUGCAUUUUGGAACUACUCAGCAGACACAAUGAAUGGCAACUGGGCUACAGAAGGCUGUGAGCUGACACAUUCCAACUCCACUCAUAUCUCAUGCAAAUGUAAUCAUCUGACUCAUUUUGCUGUUUUGAUGUCCUCAGGCGGCUCUGUUGGUGUUACAAAUUAUAACAUUCUUACAAGAAUCACUCAGCUAGGAAUAAUUAUUUCGUUGAUUUGCCUCUCCAUGUGCAUUUUUACAUUCUGGUUCUUCAGUGAAAUUCAAAGCACUAGAACGACAAUUCACAAAAACCUCUGCUGCAGCCUUUUCCUGUCGGAACUUAUUUUUCUGAUUGGAAUUAAUAUGAACAACAAUAAGCUCUUCUGUUCAAUUACUGCUGGAUUACUCCAUUAUUUCCUUCUAGCUGCUUUUGCAUGGAUGUGCAUUGAAGGCAUUCACCUCUACCUUAUAGUUGUGGGAGUCAUCUACAACAAGGGUUUCUUGCACAAAAAUUUCUAUGUCUUUGGCUACGUCAGUCCAGCUGUGGUUGUAGGAAUCUCUGCUGCACUGGGAUACAAGUACUAUGGCACCACAGAAGUAUGUUGGCUCAGCACAAAGAAUAACUUUAUAUGGAGUUUUAUAGGACCAGCAUGUCUAAUAAUUCUUGUAAGUAUAAUUUUCAUUUUUUAUUGUAGUACAUAA